Amyelois transitella is the source of this 552-nucleotide messenger RNA. RefSeq names its product probable endochitinase. Gene Ontology annotation, cellular component: extracellular region. The coding region runs from base 1 to 552 and encodes 183 amino acids. Gene Ontology annotation, biological process: carbohydrate metabolic process; chitin catabolic process. NCBI's taxonomy places the organism in Eukaryota, Metazoa, Arthropoda, Insecta, Lepidoptera, Pyralidae. The transcript is spliced from 3 exons. The record is from RefSeq and is a predicted model, not a curated record.
AUGUAUUUGUUGCAGUUGCCACCAAGACUUCUUCGGUGGACUUUCGUGGUUCUAUUCAUAGCGGCUGUGAUAGCGCCUACAUCGACUUCUACUGCCGUAAGAAGAAGAUUACGCAAGCCAACCAAAGUUUCCACAUCGGUCACGACCAGCGUGUCCAGAUCCACCGACCAGGUGAUCUCGGCAAGUGUGAACAGGCCUAAGAUACGUGGUCGGCCCAGCAUAGCCAGUCGGAAGUCCUCUGCUGCUAUCGACAACUCAGUCGGGACGGAUGAUCAUAAAGACAAGGAUGGGUAUAAGAUCGUGUGCUACUACACCAACUGGUCCCAAUACCGGACUAAGCUUGGCAAGUUCUUACCUGAAGAUAUACAACCAGACCUUUGCACCCACAUCAUCUUCGCCUUCGGUUGGCUGAAGAAGGGGAAGCUCAGCUCUUUCGAGUCCAACGAUGAGACCAAAGACGGAAAGACUGGUCUUUACGACAGAAUCAACAGCUUGAAGAAAGCCAAUCCCAAAUUGAAGACUCUGUUGGCUAUUGGUAAUUUCUUUUUUUAA